GGCAGCUGCGAUCGGCCACAGCCCAGGCCGAUCGCAAACGGUGGCUGUUUGUUCCUGGGGCCAGAGAGGAAGGAGAGCUCGGCCACGUGCAAGCCGGCCGGGCUCAGGGCUUUUUUCUCUCGGCCGUUAGUGGGAGCAGCAGCAGCAGGAAGGGAUCAACAGCCUUCGCAUAUGUUGCAGCAGGAAGGGAGCAGCUUUAUUUUCAGCAGCCAGAGCGCCGGGGGACCAAGCAGACAAAGGCCUUUCUCGGAGGCCUAGGGUGAUAUACGGGGCUUGGUCUUUUUUCUUUGCACAGUUUGGGGAAUGUGGAAGGGGACUUCUUUCAUGGGGGAAUGCCCUUUUUGAGGUCAUUUCAUAGCUUGGGGAGUUCUGAGGGAGUUGAUGUUCAAGCAUUAUUAUAUUGGAUGGAUCGAUUAAUUGGGGACCCAACCAACUGAUGGUUAAGUUGAUGUGGGAGCGUUAGUAUACUGGAUAGCUUACUUGGGGAUACCGAGGGACGAGUGCUUUGCAGAAGGGCUGAAGCAGUUAAAGCUUGGAUAACAAGCAGAGGGCUACCCAGUUUAAGGAGCCUGGCCCACAACCAAAGCUUGUCUUGCAGUUUAUAUAUAUAUUAAAAAAAAAAAUUGUCUUGUGGUAGCAAGCGUGGAUAGUCCCCUUUGCUAAGCAGGGUCUGCCCUGGUUUGUAUUGGAAUGGGUGACUACAUGUGAGCACUUCAAGGCAAGAGUUUUUGUUUUGUUUUUCCCAGUUAAUGGUCCUUCAGUUGUGCUAUAUAUUUGCUCCCAUUGAGUUAAAACAAAAUAAAUUAGAAGAAAUAAAUAGAUAAAUAAAUAAAUAAGUGAAGUGAGAGGGAGAGGCCUUAAUACCUUAUUCUCUAGGCCAGUGGAACGUUUGGGAGGACUGGUCUUGUGGUACAAGCAGGAAUUGCCUCCUUUGCUGAGCAGGGUCUGCCCUGGUUUGCAUUUGAAGGGGUGACUACAUGUGAGCACAUGGUCCUUCAGUUGCGAUAUAUUUGGUGCCAUUAAAUAAAUAAAAACAAAUUGAAAAGAGAGAGAGGGAGAGGCCUCCCUCAAUCACUUCCACCCAUUGGGGGGCAUCAGUUGCAGCCUCUUCAAGGGAUCCUGCCAGGCCUGCUGAGCCAUGCCAUCAAGGAAAGGGCCCGGUAAGGAGAAGGGGAAGGGGAAGGCCCCGGCCCCUAAGCGGCCUCAAGCACGGCCCAGGGAACCCGACCCCUCCUCGGGAUCAGAGGAUGAAGGGCAGCUGGUAAUGGCGAGGAUCUUGUCUCGCUUAGAGGCGUUGGAGUCCAGGAAGAAAGCUACUCGAGGGGAGGGGUCCAAGGCGGUUGGAAAGCAGGGUGCGAGAAAAGCGGGGAACCAACCUAAUAAGCAGCUGCAACUUUUACAGUCCAUUGAGGCGAGGCUGGAUGCACUGGAGAGUGGCGAAGGGGAGGCAACUGGAGCAAUGGAGAAUGCCAGCCGGAACGCCUUGGAUGCAGAUGUCGGGUCUUUUGGAGGAGCGCUUUCGAACUCUCGCCCCAGCAGCCAGGGAGCUUCCCGAAGUUUUUCCACUCCACCUAUGGAACCUUGGAUUCUAGAGGCAGAGGAGGCCAUUCGCCUAUCCCUAGCACCUAGCACAAGAGUGCGCUAUGCGUCGGCUAUCCGUGAGUUUCAUGCAUUUAGGGUUGACACAGGGCUGGAGGACCUAUGGCCCAUCCCAGUCGAGCACAUAAUGCGCUAUAGCACACAUUUACAUGGGAGGGGCUUGGCCACGGGGUCCAUUGGGGGUAAGUUGGCAGCUCUGGCUUUCCAGGCCAAAAUGAAGGGGUUCGCGGACUCCACCGCUGACUUCCGGGUGCGCAGAAUGCUCGAGGGAUGGGCGCGAGUAAACCCCUCUCAACCAGAUACGAGGGUCCCACUGGCGCCAACAACACUGCAACAGGUGCUCCCACUUUUUAACGAUAUUUGUUUUUCCAACUUUGAGGUACGGUUGCUCAGGGCUUCCUGCCUCGUGGCCUUCUUCGGUGCCCUGCGAAUCAGUGAGCUGGUCGCCUCCUCCAGGUCUGAUACAUCAGCGCGGGCCCUGCAGUGGGGGGAUGCCCGGGUAGAGAGGGACAAGGUGGAGUUGCGCCUGAGGCGGGCUAAGACCGACCAGAAGGGCAAGGGAGCCACCAUCACCCUGGCAGAGGGGACUGAUGAGGGCCUGUGCCCGGUGAGGGCCAUGAGGGAUUACAUGGCGGUGCGUGGGGAGGGAGAAGGCCAGUUGUUCCGUCAUGCGGAUGCUACGCCCUUGACGCGCUUCCAGUUCUGGGCUCUGGUCAAAGAGGCUUUGAGGAGGGCAGGCCUGGACCCGCGUGUUUAUGGCACCCACUCCUUUCGGAUAGGGGCAGCAUCUUCAGCGGCAGCCGCGGGGCUGACGGAAAAGCGGAUCCGGGCGUUGGGGAGGUGGCGUUCAUCCGCAUGUCGCCGCUACAUACGCCCACUGCCGAAGUGAUGGCCCACAAGAAGUAACACCCAAUUUUGUCUUACAGACUGUCAGGCACCUCCUUUGCCUUUGCGGAUACUCAUCUAUGGGCACAGCUAUGUGUUCUGGGCUAGUCGGCGAGCUCGGCAGACCAGCUUGGGUACCCAGUUGGGUCUGGCAGGAGCGGCGCAAGUGGAGUGGAUGGGCCGCCGAGGAAUGCUGUGGGACCUUUUCCUUCCACUUCUAGAUGAGUACAUCACGGCAAAGGGGGCACCGCACAUUUUGGUGGUACACCUGGGAGGCAACGACUUGGGUUUGUGCAAGGCAGGGCCCUGAGCCUGCAGGCAAUCAAGGAUUUCCAGGGCCUGGCGGCCCGGUGGCCCGAGAUGCAGUUAGUCUGGUCUAACCUGCUCCCAAGGACACGCUGGAGGGGCCAAGGGGGCCCCCUGUGCUUCAAUAGGGCACGUAAAAAAGUCAAUAAGGCAGUUGGAAGAGCUAUUACCGCCUUAGGGGGGACAGUAAUACAGCACCCUGACAUACGAGUGCAGGAUGCGACCCUGUAUAGAGGGGACGGAGUCCAUCUCUCUGACCAGGGGAACGAGGUGUUCCUCCGGGACUUGCAACGUGGUCUCCAAGAGGUGCUAGCUGGGUGGGGAAAGCGGGGCUAAACAGAGGUUUGCCCCACUUCUGUGGCAGGAGAGUGCGGGUGUUGGGUAGGUAGAUUCAGGGAUCGGUGUUUGGCUGGAGGGCCAGUUGGGUGAGGGGGGUCAAGGAACA
This is a messenger RNA of Hemicordylus capensis (graceful crag lizard), 3235 nucleotides long. RefSeq lists its product as uncharacterized. The transcript has 2 exons. The record is from RefSeq and is a predicted model, not a curated record. Gene Ontology annotation, biological process: DNA integration; DNA recombination. The coding region runs from base 1139 to 2488 and encodes 449 amino acids. Gene Ontology annotation, molecular function: DNA binding. NCBI's taxonomy places the organism in Eukaryota, Metazoa, Chordata, Lepidosauria, Squamata, Cordylidae.